Molecule: messenger RNA, 2016 nt
Organism: Exophiala aquamarina CBS 119918
Lineage: Eukaryota; Fungi; Ascomycota; Eurotiomycetes; Chaetothyriales; Herpotrichiellaceae
Exons: 4
Coding region: 1-2016 (671 amino acids)
Source: RefSeq, a predicted model, not a curated record
AUGGAGGACUCCUCCUCUUCUUCUCUUCGUUUGAGAAUCAACGGCGGAAGCGUAACUGCGAACGCGAACCCAACCUCUGUCACAAAGACUGAGGCAAAGUUCGAUAUCGUCAAGGUUGAAAGCCCCAAGCCAGAAGCACCCCCUGCCCGCUCGAAAUGGAGCAAGUAUCUUCCUAUCGUCUCCUUCUGCAACCUGGUCUUCUAUCUUUCAGCGUUGUUCCUCAACAUCUUCGCUGCUUGGGCCCAAGGCCAAGACCCAAGUGUGUUGAUUGUCCCACUGAUUUUUGCUGUCUCCCAAGUGUUCGAGCAUUGCUCUCAAUUCACAGAAGCAAUCUGGCAUGCCAUUGUCUUCUUGAAUAAGGAAGAUUUUGUUCGGCCUGCUCUGCGCCUGCGAGGCAGCGUCGUCCCUCCUGUUGUCAUGGUCAUUGUCACUUGUGGCGAACCACUGGAAAUCAUCAUGGAUACUAUCAGAGCAGCCGUGCAUGUUGACUAUCCGCCUGACAAGCUUCGUAUCAUCGUCGCCGAUGAUGGUGAUUCGGCAAGCUUGAGAACACAAGUCACCAAUCUUCAAGCCAGUCACUCUGUCCUACACUAUACCUCUCGUUUAGGUGGCAAAGGAUACAAGGCUGGCAAUCUCAACACUUGCUUGAGAUCCUUUGUGCCCACUCUUGGCUUCGAGUUCGACUGGAUCUGCGUGCUGGAUGCUGACAUGAUCCCUGCAUUCGGAAUUCUUCGCUCGUUACUCCCACAUGCUCUUGAAAAGGCAGAUGUCGGCAUGGUGACAACUGGCCAGCACUUUUACAACAUCCCUGACAAUGAUCCUCUUUACCAAUCAAACAUAACCGGUAAUCAUGCUGAAGAUGGUGCAAGAGACAGUUGUGGAUCUGCGUGGUGUCCAGGUUCUGGCUUUGUCAUGCGUGCCCAAGCCUGGCUCGACAUCGGUGGCUUUCCAGAAUACGCCGUCACGGAAGAUCUCUUCACAAGCUGGCAUCUUCAUGGAAAGGCCUGGAAGACUAUGCUGAUCCAUGAAGUCUUGCAAUGGGGGUUGCAACCAGACUGUUUUGUUGUUCAUAUGAAACAACGUCGUCGUUGGUGGACUGGUCAUCUGUCUCGUGUCUUAACGACUGGCAUGUCUCUCUUUGAUGAUAAGUUGAAGCAGGCCAACUUUGUCCAGCGAGCAGCCAUGUUCCAGCACUGUCUCCGGCCCUUCAACAACACCGUCUUCAAAGCCAUUUCUUUGAUAUUGAUCACCCUGUGCGUCGCUACUGGUGGAACCGUGUUGGCCACCCCUGGUAAAGGGUGCGUCCUUUCGAUUUUCAUCAGCCUCUCUAUUCGCGGCUUGAUUGCUCGUCAUAGCGAGUUUAAGGAUUUACCGGAUCUUGACCGAGUCUGGAACAUGAGACGUCGUCACGCCACCAAUACUUGGCUCGGACUCCACUUUGCAAUUGACACUGGCAAGGCAGUAAUGUCAACACUCUUUCCGGGCAGACUUGACAUACAGCCACUCGGGUUUGAAGUCUCAGGCGUCACAGAGCGAACGGAAAAUUCAGCCCAUGAGCGCAACCCCAGACGUCGUCUGCGUUGCUGGGACAGAGUACUUCUUCUGAACGCUAAAGAGGGUAUCCUCUAUCAUGUUCUGGUGGCCUGCAUCAUCACUGCGCUCAUUUUGCGCCAAUUGGUGCGUCUCGCUCUAAGCUCUGAUAGCUUCUGGUAUGACGUUUGUUUCUCUGUCGGCUUUCCUGGACUCGGUCUUAUAGAACUUCUCCCUCUGGAAUUCACUCCAUUGCUUUACGCCGCGUUCCCUCCAACAAUGCCAGAAAGACGAGACCUCAUGCAAUAUGACAACAAACUGAUGAUUUACCUUCCCAAGGAGACCUCCAAGCAGAUGAGGUGGAUAGCCUCGACAAGUGUCUGGUUAGCCGUCCCGCAUUUGGUCGGCUUCUGCUGGUUGUGUAUCGUCAUGGUCUCGAUGCCAUGGAGGUAUGUACCAACGAUCGAGAUGCUUGAGAGAAAGUGA